GGAUUCCAUCCUUUUUAGCUUUUGAACCUCAAUUUAAACACGAUACCAAUCUGACGAACUGUUUUUUUUUAAAGUGCAUGAUUGAAAUCAUCUAACUCAACUAACUACAACAAGAACUAAUCCAGUCGGUUAUUCAACACAAUCAUGUCCAAUGCACUUUUAUUACGACUCUUUCGCUCGGAAUUCUUCAACUCCUGGAUUGCUGUAUCCUAUUUAUUUCGAUACCCUGACAACGUUGGCAUUCAACAUUACCUUUGUAGUGAACUUAACAAAUUUCCCGUAUCUGAAAUCGAGUUUUUCUUGCCACAACUCAUUCAUCUACUUAUUACGCGCCCAUCCGAUUCGGUGGCUCUGGAAUGUUUUCUUGUGGACUUAUGUGAAAAAUCAACUCAUAUGGCAAUUAUGACAUUAUGGUAUUUACAAGCUUAUGUCUCUGAUUUAUCCGCCAAUCCAAAUAGUCCUUCAUUUGCUUUAUGUAGAAGAUUACUCAACAAAUGUCAAGCUAUUGUAUUCUCGGAUGGUCAUACAGCUGAUCUAGAAUUAGCCGAUGCCGCCUCAUCCAUGAAUUUGGGUAUUUCCACUCACAAAGUUCAAGAAAAUGCAUUACCAGCUUUGGUGGGUAUAGGUGCCAUGUUGACUGCUAUAGGACAACCACUCAUGACAAAACCUGCUGGACAAAUCGCUAUUGCUCAAGGUCGCCGGAAUAGUAUUUCAUCCUCAAGCAUUUCUAUUGGAUUGACUCGUCGAAAUACCAUGAAUGGAGCUAGUCCUGUAUCAAAUCCAGAACGACUUCAAGUAGAUGAACAGCAGGAAAUAGAGAGUGAAAUAUCUUCGAUUAACAAGGACAGCGGUAGGACUAGCAUAGCACCAACAACAACAGAAGCACCUUCAGCAGUCCAGCAACAAAAUGCAGCAUAUGAACAACCAUAUCAAUCAUCGUCACAACCUGAACUUCCAAUUUCCAAGAAGAGGUUAUCCCAAUUCAACCCAUUCACAAGCUCACCAUCUCUAGAAGACCUUCAUCAUGGAAAAGCAUUUGCAAUGUCUCGAUAUCUUAAAUCUGCUCAAAACAAAUUCAAUCGAAAACUCCAACCUCGAUCAUCCGCACUUCAUGACAGCAAAUCCUCAUCAUCUCGAAAAUCCAGCACUAACAACAAUAAUAAAUCGUCUGUCAACAUUUUUGAUCCAGCUUUAACAGCUCUUGGCCAGUCCUCUGUACCAACGAACAAUACUGCACCACUUUCACCAGCACUGACUCAUUGUUCCUCAGAUGAUCUCCUACGAAGUAAUCAUAGUCGACCAUCUCAUCUACCUAGUGUAUUUACUCUAUCUGAUGACAAUGAUGAUUCAACCAGUGAUGACUCUGAUAGCGACCGAUCUAUUGACACUUCAUCCACAUUUUCGGAUGACUCGACUGCAGAAACUGAACAAACAAUGAAACAACAAGGACGACAUAGCAACAAGAUGAAAAAGGAAAAGAAAUAUUUUACCGACAAGCAAAAAACUAAUACUGAUUCUGAUGAUUCAUCUUCUGAUUCUGAUGGCUAUCAAACUUUGGCGCGACUCAGCACGGAUCAUAGGAAAUUAUUACUCAAAUCCAAUUAUUUUCGGUCAGAAAUACAGUUCGUACUUGCCUUGGUGGAUAUCGCGACUCGAUUGGUGAUUGUACCGAAACCUGCAAGAAUGAGUGCUCUACAUGCGGAAUUGGCGUUAUUGAAUCACAACCUACCAGCUGAAGUAUGUCUUCCUCUCUGGUGUCCAGCAACAGCAGAAAAACCUUAUCAUCAUCGUGUGGUCAGAAUCAAUCCUUCGGAUGCGGUGGUACUCAACUCAGCUGAACGUGCUCCUUAUCUAUUGAUGAUUGAAGUAUUGGAAGAUGAGAUGAGUUUUGACGAUGACUAUAUGUCUACAAUGUAUCGAAUGCGACGGCACCAUCAUCAUUCCCAUCGAUCAAAACAGCAACGGAAACAACUACUCGACCACACAAAUGAUGGUGAUGACAAAAAUGGCAACAGCAAUGACAUUGGCACUUUCAAGACAUCUCAAUACAACAGUGGCAAGAAUAAGAAGAUGAAGAAAAAGGUACGGAAACGACAAAGCAAGACAAAACAUGGAUUAUCAAUAUCGGAAUUUGCCAAGAGUACCACGACUGCUUCGAAAGCGGUAAGAUCAGUGCCUAUGGUAGAUAUGGGUGAAUGUCUUGGAGGAACAGCCGCAGCCACUUUGACAGCCAAAAUAUCAGGGACGUCGACAAAUGAUCUCACAUUAUCAGAUGCAACUACAUCAACAACUACGACUAGACAACAUCGAACUUCCAUACCAUCAUCAUUGGACGAUCAUGCAGAAAGAAUGCGAACAGCCGCUGUCAUGUUAGCUCAACUUCAACAAAAUUCAUCAUCAGCACAAGCAUCCGCAGGAGGAUUUGGUACUGCCGAUAUGACAAAAUCUAUACUUUCCACACCUCGUCAAGGCACUGAACAAAUUCGACAAAAGAUCAUAAAAGAAAUGCUUGCUCUGGAAGAUCAAAGGAUGGAAAAGAUGAAAAAGGAAGGCGUUAGUGGUGGUGUAGAUGAUGAUGACGGUGGCAAUGAAUUAUUGGAUGAUGAACGAUAUGUUGCUCAAGUGGUCAACAAAGAAGAUCCUAGUGAUUGGGAAGUGAAAAAAGCAAGAAUUCGUGCAGCGUCUCCUUAUGGGCAUUUACCAAAUUGGCGAUUAUUGUCAGUGAUUGUAAAACAAGGAGCUGACCUACGUCAAGAACAAUUUGCAAUUCAAUUGGUGAGAGAAAUGCAACGUAUUUGGCAAGAUACAGGUGUGGAUGUCUGGGUGAAAUAGUAAGUAAUUCAAAAAAAAAAAAAAAAGGAUUAU
This is a messenger RNA of Halteromyces radiatus, 2865 nucleotides long. RefSeq lists its product as uncharacterized. Gene Ontology annotation, biological process: phosphatidylinositol phosphate biosynthetic process; phosphatidylinositol-mediated signaling. Gene Ontology annotation, cellular component: membrane; cytoplasm. Gene Ontology annotation, molecular function: 1-phosphatidylinositol 4-kinase activity. Lineage: Eukaryota; Fungi; Mucoromycota; Mucoromycetes; Mucorales; Cunninghamellaceae. Bases 145 to 2832 code for a protein of 895 amino acids. The transcript has 4 exons. The record is from RefSeq and is a predicted model, not a curated record.